This is a messenger RNA of Ostrinia furnacalis (Asian corn borer), 1378 nucleotides long. It is a transcript of the gene eas, whose product is annotated as ethanolamine kinase 1. Gene Ontology annotation, molecular function: ethanolamine kinase activity. The transcript has 7 exons. Gene Ontology annotation, biological process: phosphatidylethanolamine biosynthetic process. Gene Ontology annotation, cellular component: cytoplasm. The coding region runs from base 168 to 1232 and encodes 354 amino acids. NCBI's taxonomy places the organism in Eukaryota, Metazoa, Arthropoda, Insecta, Lepidoptera, Crambidae. The record is from RefSeq and is a predicted model, not a curated record.
AAAAAAAAAAGUCAGAAUCAGCAGCUCGGCUAGGAGACGUUUUAUUUUAUUGUUGAGCUUUGCGGCAAUAGCAUUACCUAUUUAAAAUUUUCAAUGCCAGUUGCGAUUUCCCAAUUAACUACCGUGCUCAGUUUCAAAUUGAUUUAAAAAUAUAAUAACUCAAAACAAUGUCGUCAGUUUGUCUUCCAGCUGGUGAUGUAUUUGUACCCAUAAAAAUUGAAGAAAAUAAUCUUCAUAUGGGGAUUUCAAAAUUACUUGAAGUUAUAAGACCUAAUUGGCCAGCUAACGAUAUCAAAUUUAAGUUAUUUACAGAUGGAAUUACUAAUAAAUUGGUGGCGUGUCAGCUAAACACAGACCCUAACAAUGAAAAUAUUGUGUUGGUACGGAUUUAUGGCAACAAAACUGACUUGCUUAUUGACAGAAAUGCAGAGUUACGAAACAUCAAAACUCUAAAUAAACUAGGGCUGGCUCCUCAAGUUUAUGGAAUGUUUGAAAAUGGUCUCGCUUAUCAAUACUAUCCCGGUGAGACGCUCACAGUUGAAUCUGUGUUAAAUCCUAAAAUAUGGCCACUAGUAGCAACUCAAAUGGCAAAAAUGCAUAAAGUUAAACUAGCAGAAGAAAUAAAAGAAGAGCCAAUGGUAUGGGAUAAAAUUGAACAAUUUUUAAUGUUAUUACCGGAACCUUUUACUGAUCCCAAAAAACAUAAAAGAUUUGUGAAUAGCUUUGGGUCAAUAACAAGACUAAGGAUAGAGUUUGAGCGCCUAAAAUCACACUUAAUCCGAACUGAGAGCCCAAUAGUGUUUGCUCACAAUGAUUUGCUUCUAGGAAACGUGAUCUACAACCAAGCUGAAGGGACCAUAGCUUUCAUUGAUUACGAAUAUGCAACAUAUAACUAUCAGGGGUUUGAUAUUGCCAACCACUUCAAUGAAUUUGUGGGUUUAUCAAUAGAGGAUAUCGAUUACAGUAGAUACCCGAGUGAAGAGUUCCAAAAACAAUGGAUCCAUACAUACCUCACAGAAUAUUUGAAUACUGACAAUCCGUCUGGCCAAGACAUUGACAAAGUAUACACUGAAGUACAGCAGCUAUCCUUGGCAUCGCAUUUUUUGUGGGGCAUAUGGUCCCUUGUUCAAUAUGAGCUAUCGAAUAUAGAUUUUGAUUUUGGAAGAUAUGCUGAAAUAAGGCUAAAUCAAUACCAAGAGCUAAAGGACAAAAUUUUCAAAGAAUUCAGUUGAAAUUGACAUGGACCCUGUUUUAUGCGAUCAGAUUGAGCAGACCAGCUUUUCGGACUUUGUUUAUUUAGAAAUAAGAAAAUUAUGUACAACAUUGUGAAUACGUCGAAUUGUAUUUAUUAUCCAAUAUUACAGAAAAAUAUUAUGUA